Molecule: messenger RNA, 2840 nt
Organism: Homalodisca vitripennis (glassy-winged sharpshooter)
Lineage: Eukaryota; Metazoa; Arthropoda; Insecta; Hemiptera; Cicadellidae
Product: radial spoke head 10 homolog B-like
Exons: 10
Coding region: 155-2755 (866 amino acids)
Source: RefSeq, a predicted model, not a curated record
GAAUCAUAACAUUGUCUGUAAACAAAAGUUCAUUGAGUAGACUUGGGUGUAGUAAUAUUUUCAUUUAUCCUGAAAAACUAUAAUAGUUUAAAAUUGAAAUUUAACAAUUAAUUUUACAAGUCUUAAUAAAAUCAUAUCAAACAUAUAAAUAAUAAUGUCAAGUACAAUACUAGCAAUGGACGACAAUGUACCUCAUUUCGAAGCUGAAGAUAAUGUAUCAAAAACUGAACAUCGGAAAAAACUGAAUGGUAAAUUCAUUUUGAGAAAACCAGAAGACGAAGUUGUUGCCAUAAUUCUCUCGGCCAUUAUUGGGAGCAUAAUUGAGAGAUGGGAGUCUAUCGUCACUGCUCAGAAUGGAAUGAAACCUCCUACCACAACAAGUGAGGCAGAAAAUGAUGACCAGUUACAAGAUGAAACUCGUGUUAGUUUUGGCAGUUUAAAAUCACACGACAGUACUACCACUGCAAAAAAAGACAGUAUUAAUGAGGUAUCUUCGUCCAGCAGAAGUAGAACAUCAAACAAAAGCGUACAUGAGGAACCCGGUGAUGUGGCUCUUCACCACAAUGAUCAACCACCAGAAACAACAACAGAUCAGCUAUCUGAAACAGAACAUUCUACUAGUGAUGUAUCUAAUAUUUCAAACACUGUUAGUGAAGAAAUUGAAGAAGAGUAUGAGAUAGAGUUGAAAUCGUUUUUUGAACACCUAAGAGAGAAAAUAUUUGGUUGGGAAAUUCUUAAAACUGAUACAGAAGUAGUAAUGGUUUUUAAACAAGGACACUCCUAUCAGGGUAAACUGGUAAACUGUCGUAUGCAUGGACACGGGAAAUUUUACUGGGCUGACGGUAGUGUUUAUGUGGGUGAUUUUUACAACGGAGAGAUGUCAGGGGAUGGGUACAUGCAGUGGGCAGACCUGAGCUGGUAUGAAGGCCAGAUGCAACAAGGCUACAGACACGGUCUUGGUCUGUUCGUGCAGAGUGUAGGCUUCUACACGGGUAGCUGGCAGUGUGGGAGACGGCAUGGGCUGGGUGCCAUGUACUACAACCGCAACAACACCAGCCGAGACUACUACAAUGGGGAGUGGGCAAGAGAUUGCAAGCACGGCACAGGGCUACGCUGCUACCCCUCGGGAGCCAUGUACUCGGGCCAGUGGAAGGGCGGAGUCCGGCAUGGACUGGGAACUAUGGUCUGGACCAAUAAUGAUGUGUACAGUGGAAAUUGGGAAAACAAUCGGAUCCAUGGCUAUGGAGAAUACACCUGGGAGACUUUCUUCAACGAACAGUUGGUUGUGCCUCAAGAAAAUUGUUACUAUGGGAGCUGGGAUAAAGGGGUACGGCAUGGAAAGGGGACAUUAGAAACAAGUUUGGGUGUGACAGUCCGUGGCACUUGGAAGAACGGAAAGAAACAUGGGCCAGCCGAAGUGAUAUGUAGCAAUGGCAGUUUUGUGUACAGCGACAAUCUCUUCACACAUGGCUGUAUCUCUUCAGUUUCUGACAUUGAAGUCGAUUCUCUUGUAGAUGACAGCAUAUGUUCACUCAACCACUACAAAGUUCCAGUAACCGCACCACAUCACGAUAUAAAUCUCACAUUUUACACCGGAAGACUCAGUGCUUACUUGAAUGAUUCCAAGAGGACUGGUAAAACAGAACGUCACACAACUAUAAGAAGCACAGUUUACAGUAAAACAGACUCUAAUAAUUUAACCCCCUUUACCUACAAUGAGGAUGAGAAGCUAGAAGCGGGAUUUGAGGAGAUUCUUUUGCGCAAUGUGGUACUACAGUACUUAUCAGCCAUGAAGGUGGUUUAUGUGAAGUACUCAGAGUUGUGCUGCAAGACCAAGCCAACAUUUCCGACAGUUCUGAUGAGGCUGAUGUUCUGGCAACUGCUGAUAGACUGUAACCUUCACUCUAGAGGACUGUCUUUGGCUGAUUUUGAUAUUCUUAUUGCAAAUAACAAGGCCUCCCUAGUCAAUGCAGUCCAUUACCCAUUCGAAAGAUUACAGUUUUGGCAGUUUUUGCAUUGCAUUAUAGAAGUAUCAUGGGAGCUGUAUGGGAAACGAAGGAAUGGUACACCAAACAUCCAGGGUUAUCUGGCAGCCGGAUUGCACAAACUUAUUACUUCGGACAUUUUGCCUAAUGCUGGCCGCCAUAGAGGUCAAGUUCUAUUUAAAAAAAGAAACUUGUUGAGCCUGGACGCCCUGUAUUGGUACUAUAAAGGACUUGGAGAACCCCUUUCAGCAAGGAAUUUCUUAAAGUGUGCAUUUGCUCCUUUGGACAAAAACGGAUAUAAAAAGCCCAUUCCCAAUUAUCCCGAACAUCUUCUACAUGGUAAAAAUGUAAUCGGAGUUGGAGGAAAACUGACUUAUUAUCCUGCUGAUGGACCGAUGUUACCUGAGACAAAAUGUGCUGACAACACUCACCCGCAAGAUCUGACAUGCCUGAGUGGUAUCGGGUUACUCUCCGUGUUCCAGUGUCUUCUAAAAGUAUGCCCCAACAUCGCUGUUGGUGGAAUUGUCAUAAAUAUCGAUUACAAGAUUGUAUUUUUAGAAUUCUAUGAACUUUUAUUAAUGUGUGCAAAAUUAGCUGUUAAAAAGAGAAACAUAGAAAGCAAAGCCGAUGCAGCUGAAAAGUCAAUCGAGGAUAUUCCAGAAGAGGAAACGCAUAUUGAUGAACAAGUGACAUUUGAUGAAGAGACUAAAGUGUCCGAAACAGAAGUAAAGCCAAAAAAAUUAUCUAAAACAAAGAAGAAAAAGAAGUAAUACUCCUCAUUUCUGUCCUACAACAAUUGUAUGUGAUUUUGAUUGUUUUAAAAACUAAUAAAUGUUAUUUCUUUUAAAACUAAAC